AUGUUUGCAACGAAUAAGGUAGCCGUCACGUUUCCUGUUUGUAACCGAAAACGUCUAAAGACGAUAAAAAUAGCACAACUCUGGUGCACUUCUUGUUGAACAUGCUCACGUACAGGUGAAAGGUUUUAUCAGACAAGGCUUUAUCGGACAUUUGACCCUAAAAAAACAGGAUGCCAGAUCCAUGCAUACCUGCAUAUGUGGCUAUUUGUCUGACAUCUAUUGCACUGCUGAUAUCUGUGUCUAUAAAUGUUGCAUUCUAUUUAUUAAGAAGAAAGGAAAAAAACUCAGCAGCUAAUGAAAACAUGUUUGAAUAUGGAGAAGAGCCAUUACGUCGAGAUUCACUUCAGUCUUACAGGUUUGAAGAUGACGAAAUGGAAAGACAGGAAAAUCCUAUAUAUGGGAAUAUCUGUAUAGAUGGAGGCGGAGCUUUCGAAAUGUCUCCGGAGGUGUGCUAUGAACAAAUGGCACAGGCAAGCACAGUAAAGCAGGGAUUAAAGGUCCAGCAGGGGGAUGUGUCCUACGCCUCUCUUGAUCUGACUGUCAAUAAGAAGCGUAAGAAAAAGAGAAAAUAUCAAAAACAGGCUCAGGCUCACCAAGCCCAGACGCAUCCUCAACCCGCAUCCCAGCAGAAUUACAUGGACCAUGAUAACGAGGCUGAUGUCACCCUCCCGUCCCGGAGCAGCAGCCUCAUGGUUUCACGUCACAGUAUCUACCUCAACAGUCAUCAAGUAGCCCUGGAGGCAGAAGAGAGGGAGAGAGAAAAAAUGAUGGAAAUGGAAAGAAAUGAAAAUGCAGAGAGGGAGUUUGAGAUGCACAGAAAUUUGCACGAAGGCUUUGAUCACUCCCUCGGUAGAUCAAGACAAAGUCUAAAACAGGACAGUUAA
Messenger RNA from Rhinichthys klamathensis goyatoka, 884 nucleotides. RefSeq lists its product as uncharacterized. Bases 171 to 884 code for a protein of 237 amino acids. The transcript is spliced from 6 exons. Lineage: Eukaryota; Metazoa; Chordata; Actinopteri; Cypriniformes; Leuciscidae. Gene Ontology annotation, cellular component: T cell receptor complex. The record is from RefSeq and is a predicted model, not a curated record. Gene Ontology annotation, biological process: positive regulation of T cell receptor signaling pathway; negative regulation of receptor recycling.